This is a messenger RNA of Eleginops maclovinus (Patagonian blennie), 875 nucleotides long. RefSeq names its product chymotrypsin A-like. Lineage: Eukaryota; Metazoa; Chordata; Actinopteri; Perciformes; Eleginopidae. Gene Ontology annotation, molecular function: serine-type endopeptidase activity. The record is from RefSeq and is a predicted model, not a curated record. Gene Ontology annotation, biological process: proteolysis. The coding region runs from base 50 to 841 and encodes 263 amino acids. The transcript is spliced from 7 exons.
CAGUGUUGUAUAAAGGCUCUAGGUUCAGACGGACCUCCAUCAUCGAACCAUGGCAUUCCUCUGGAUCCUCUCCUGCCUCGCCUUUAUCGGCGCCGCCUACGGCUGCGGCUCUCCCGCCAUCUCCCCCGUCAUCACGGGUUACUCUCGCAUCGUGAACGGAGAGGAGGCUCUCCCCCACUCCUGGCCCUGGCAGGUGUCCCUGCAGGAUUACACCGGCUUCCACUUCUGUGGCGGCUCUCUGGUCAACGAGAACUGGGUGGUGACCGCCGCCCACUGCAACGUCAAGACGUCCCACCGUGUGGUCCUCGGAGAGCACGACCGCUCUUCUAACGCUGAAGACAUCCAGGUGAUGAAGGUCAGCCAGGUGUUCAAGCACCCCCGCUACAACGGCUUCACCAUCAACAACGACAUCCUGCUCGUCAAGCUGGCCUCCCCCGCCCAGAUGAACAUGCGCGUCUCCCCCGUCUGCGUCGCUGAGACCGGAGACGUCUUCCCCGGAGGCAUGAAGUGUGUGACCAGCGGCUGGGGGCUGACCCGUUACAACGCUGCUGACACCCCUGCCCUGCUACAGCAGGCUGCCCUCCCCCUGCUCACCAACGAUGAUUGCCGUCGCUUCUGGGGAAGCAAGAUCAGCGAGCUGAUGAUCUGCGCUGGAGCCUCCGGAGCCUCGUCCUGCAUGGGAGACUCUGGUGGUCCUCUGGUCUGUGAGAAAGCGGGAGCCUGGACUCUGGUUGGCAUUGUGUCCUGGGGCAGCGGUACCUGCACCCCCACAAUGCCCGGUGUUUACGCCCGUGUUACGGAGCUGCGCAGCUGGAUGGACCAGACUAUCGCUGCCAACUAAAGCUGUCAGAACCUCAAUAAAACCUUCUACAACA